UUUGUGAUGGGAAAGUUUAGAGGUAAUAGCAGUGAUACUAGUGAGAAAAGUUGCCAUAGAGGGCAUUGGAGACCAGCUGAAAAUGAGAAACUAGAGCGGCUUGUUGAACAGUAUGGUCCCAAGAAUUGGAAUUUCAUUGCACAACAUUUUGAAGGAAGAUCAGGGAAAAGCUGCAGACUAAGAUGGUACAACCAACUUGAUCCUAAUAUCAACAAAAAGCCAUUUACAGAAGAGGAAGAAGAGAUGCUCCUCACUGCUCAUCGGAUUCAAGGAAACAAAUGGGCUUCUAUAGCUAGGCUAUUCCCUGGAAGAACUGAUAAUGCUGUCAAGAAUCAUUACCAUGUUAUCAUGGCAAGAAGAAAAAGAGCAAAAUUGUUCUUCUAUUGCAAGAGAAAUGAACAAAGGAAUCCUGAUCAUUCCAAUGGAAACAAUAUUAGUGGCAAAUUUGAAAGGUUUUUGAGGCCUCAACCAAAGUGUGGUUCUAAGUUAGGGUUUUGCAGGUAUCAUGUCACUGAGAGACAAGGUGUGACCUUACUAUCUUCUUCAUCAAGUUCAUCACCUUCUUGGCUGAGUGGAUCAAUAAUCUCAAGAGAUUCCUCAGGCUAUUAUGGCGGAGAAAUAAAGGAUUAUGUCAGGACAAGCGAUCAGGACGAUCUAUUUGUUAACACAUCAGGCCACAAUAGUUUCAUUGGACCCAAGGCUGUUCAUCUUCAUCAUUCAUUCACAUUCUCAAAUUUUGGUAAUGUUUUUGGAAGUGAAGGUGGAAACUACUGCAGGAGACGUGUAGUGAAGUUCAAUGAUAACCAAUCUGCACCCUGGAAUCUACAUAUAGUAUCUCGGCAAAAUCAAGGAGAAGGAUCGAUAUUGAAGCACAAGGAUGUUCCCUUGAUAGACUUUCUUGGUGUGGGAAUCUCUUAG
Durio zibethinus is the source of this 918-nucleotide messenger RNA. It is a transcript of the gene MYB69, whose product is annotated as myb domain protein 69. Gene Ontology annotation, cellular component: nucleus. The record is from RefSeq and is a predicted model, not a curated record. Gene Ontology annotation, biological process: regulation of DNA-templated transcription. Gene Ontology annotation, molecular function: DNA-binding transcription factor activity, RNA polymerase II-specific; RNA polymerase II cis-regulatory region sequence-specific DNA binding. NCBI's taxonomy places the organism in Eukaryota, Viridiplantae, Streptophyta, Magnoliopsida, Malvales, Malvaceae.